GAGAUGUAUACGCUGACUGUUGCGACAUCCGCCUUCCUCUCUUGGAAUGUGUUUGUAUGUUUUCUCAUAAUUUUAGUUGCGGUGCAAUUCCGAUUACUGAAUUUAAAGAUUAAAGCUCUUAAUUGUGAGGAUGUCCAAAACGAACACUACUUUGACAGAUACGUACGAGAUUUGAAGUCCGUCAUUCAGUACCAACAGAACCUAAUGAGAUAUAUUAAAGUUUUGAAUGAAUUACUACAUGUGCCAGUUGCACUGUUGAUGAUCACUAGUGUUUUUUUGAUGUGUUUAAACAUGUACGCUUUGACUACAAGUAAAGGGUCUAUGGUUGAUAAUGGUAGAAUUAUGAUAAGUUGCUCCACCUUAAUUGUCGAAUUUUUUAUGGUAUAUGGCCUGCCAGCGCAGUUACUAAUGGACGAGUCAGAAGCUACAGCAGACAUGGUAUAUUUUGAGUGCAAAUGGUACUUACCGAAUUUACGGCCCUUGCGAAAACAUUUUUUAAAUAUGAUGACCCGAAGUCAGAAAGGUGUUUGUAUAAGGGCUGGAAACUAUCAUAUUAUUAACAACAGGACUAUUCUAAUUAUGAUGAAAACAGCUUACAGCUUUUAUACUUUUCUACAAAAAGUAGCUUAAAUCAAGAAAUUAAUUGACUAAUUUCUCACGAGCGUUUAAAGCAAUAUUCUAGAUAUUAAAAUAGUUACUUAAAGUUUGUAAUUAUGACCCUAUGAACUCCGUGAAGAUAUUGGACACAGGCAUAUUCACAACAACAAUUUUAUUAGGAGCAUUAAGU
This is a messenger RNA of Anoplophora glabripennis (Asian longhorned beetle), 787 nucleotides long. RefSeq lists its product as uncharacterized. Lineage: Eukaryota; Metazoa; Arthropoda; Insecta; Coleoptera; Cerambycidae. Gene Ontology annotation, cellular component: plasma membrane. Gene Ontology annotation, molecular function: olfactory receptor activity; odorant binding. The record is from RefSeq and is a predicted model, not a curated record. The transcript has 5 exons. Gene Ontology annotation, biological process: detection of chemical stimulus involved in sensory perception of smell; sensory perception of smell. The coding region runs from base 4 to 630 and encodes 208 amino acids.